This is a messenger RNA of Glycine soja, 2015 nucleotides long. RefSeq names its product AAA-ATPase At2g46620-like. The record is from RefSeq and is a predicted model, not a curated record. Gene Ontology annotation, molecular function: ATP binding; ATP hydrolysis activity. Bases 237 to 1670 code for a protein of 477 amino acids. NCBI's taxonomy places the organism in Eukaryota, Viridiplantae, Streptophyta, Magnoliopsida, Fabales, Fabaceae. The transcript has a single exon.
GGGAAGUCCAAAAUUUUGUUCAAGGAGAAUAAUAAACACGUAGACGUUGAAUUGAACAGAACACAGACGUAGCUGCAAACAAAGACGAAGAAGGAGAGAGUCCUGAAACCCACACACAAACACAGCAAUCUUCUCCUUUCUCUUCACACAUUCCAUAUGCAAGCAUGAUUCUAUUUAAUACCCAAACUACGUGAAACACUAGACACACAAAUUGGGUCUUGGAGGAAUCUUCCAUCAUGUCUGGUUACAGCCCCAUGUUCCUCGUAAUCCUCAGUGUCGUCGUAGGUUUCACGAUUCGGUGGUUCCUGUUCAAAACGGGAUUGAUACACACCAUAAGAAUACGCUUCCCAAGGGUCGUGGAUUGGUUCCACGUGUACCAGUUCCUCAAAGUCCCCGAAUUUAACGAAACCAAUAUGCAGCGGAAUAACCUUCACCGCAAAGUUUCUCUCUAUUUGCAUUCCCUCCCUUCAAUAGAAGACGCUGACUACACCAAUCUCAUAACCGCUAAUGACCAAAGCGACAUCGUUUUGCGCCUCGACCCGAACCAAACCAUCGAGGACCGCUUCCUCGGGGCCAGACUCUAUUGGUUCAACCAAAAAACCGAACCGAACCGGAUUUCCUCCUUCGUUCUCCAAAUCAGAAAAACUGAUAAACGCCGCAUCCUCCGCCAGUACCUCCGCCACAUCGACACCAUCGCCGACGAGAUGAACAACCAAAGCAAGCGCCAUUUACGGCUGUUCAUGAACGCCGGCGCCGGCGGAGGAACACGGUGGAGAUCCGUUCCGUUUAAUCAUCCGGCGACGUUUGAAACGAUGGCGAUGGAGAAGGAUCUCAAGAACAAGAUCAAAUCAGAUCUCGAAUCGUUUCUCAAGGCGAAGCAGUAUUACCGGAAACUCGGCCGCGCGUGGAAGAGGAGCUAUCUCUUGUAUGGUGCCUCCGGCACCGGAAAAUCGAGCUUCGUCGCCGCGAUGGCGAACUUCCUCCGCUACGACGUGUACGACGUGGAUCUCUCCAAGAUUCGCGGCGAUUCGGAUCUGAAGUUUCUGUUGACGGAAACGACGGCGAAGUCGGUAAUCCUGGUGGAGGAUCUGGACCGGUUUAUGGAACCAGAAUCGGAGACAGCGACGGCGGUUACCGCGUCGGGAAUCCAGAGCUUCAUGGACGGGAUCGUUAGCGCGUGUUGCGGCGAGGAGAGGGUGAUGGUGUUCACGAUGAACAGCAAGGAGUGCGUGGACCCGAACCUGCUGCGGCCGGGUCGGGUCGACGUGCACAUCCACUUUCCGGUGUGCGAUUUCUCGGCGUUCAAGACGCUGGCGAGCAGCUACCUCGGCGUGAGGGAGCACAAGCUGUUCGCGCAGGUGGAGGAUAUUUUCCGGCACGGUGCGACUCUCAGCCCCGCCGAGAUCAGCGAGUUGAUGAUCGCGAACCGGAACUCGCCGAGUCGCGCCAUCAAAUCGGUGAUCGGGGCGCUGCAAUCGGACGGUGAAGGGAGAAGAUCGUACGCGGAUUCAAUCGGACGGCGGAUAGAGGGUGAUGACGUGGACGAAGCGCCCUGUGGUGGGGACGGGUUCUCUACGGUUAAGGAUUUAAGGAAGUUUUACGGUUUCUUCAAAUUGCGGAACCCCAGAAGAACUUCUCAACAGUCCAACUCCUCGCCCCAUGAUAGAUAAUGAUGAAAGAUGAAAAUAAAUGUUUUGAAAACUUUUAUCAAUUUUGGGGCCAAAGUUUCUGUUAAAAACAAAAAUACCUAAUGCAUUUAUUGGCAAGAUACUCCCAAUCAAAAGUGAUUUGCCAUGGCAUGACAAUGUAAAAAAAUUAAAUGAUAGAACUAAAAACUUUCUUAAUGUAAAAGAAAAUUAGAAAACUACUCCAUUGUGAAGUUUUGUUUUUCAAUUUGGAUGAAUGGGGAGUCAUUUGUAUGGAUUUCACAUUGGAAAAAAAAAACUAAAAGGUUUGCAUGUUUUGUUGUAACAAAAAAAAAUGUUCACAUGUUUUUGAUUUUUUUUUCCCCCUCU